AUGCACUGCAUUUGUAAGGCUCACCCAUCGCUCUUCAAUCCCGGCGUACGAGAGAAGGCUUUGAAGCGAUCCCUUCUACGCGCACUUGGCGAGGCGCGUGCUCGUUCCGGCUGCAGUCGCAUGUCUUCAGCAGUGCUGCUGGGGGAGGUGGCCCAAGUGACAGCUGGUGCAGCGCUGGUGUUCCUGCGAAGGCCAGACUCCCUUUUCCUAGAGGCAUUGCCUGCCCAGGGCUUGCCAGCACUAGAGCCCGACAUGGAGCCACCGGCGGCAAAUGCCACGGAAGACCAGAGCGCUGAUAUCUUCACUUCACUGCCAGUGGCCAAAGCGCAGCCACUGGAAGCUUCGGCCGCCGCCGAUGCUGUCAAGGAUGUUCUCCUGCGCUGCCUGCCGGCAUUCCGUUUGGGCGUGAGUGGUGACUGUUUGACCCACAUCAUCCGGCUUACAGAGGCUCCUGCAUUCUUUACGAUGAGCCACAAAGAGAAGGCCUUUGAGGUCUCGGUUCAGUCCAUUGCAGACAACAUCAUCGCGGAAUGGCUGAGACAACCUGAUUGUGCCAUCAUGCGGACGGACGCAUCUUGCUUAGGUUUGGGCUGCGCUGUCGACAUAGACCACGACGACAAGGGCAUCGUCUUUGCGUUCGUUGUCUGA
Messenger RNA from Symbiodinium pilosum, 648 nucleotides. NCBI's taxonomy places the organism in Eukaryota, Dinophyceae, Suessiales, Symbiodiniaceae. The record is from the annotation of a GenBank genome assembly.